UACGAAUCGCAAAAGUAGACGUAAUUUGGCAUGCAAAUUAUUAAACUUGUGGAGUAGUAACGUUACAGGUGUUGGAUGUUUUGAAAAGUGCAGAGAAGGUCUCAGUAAUUAAUAUAUUGUCACGUGUAGCAGAUUUUUAAAACCGUGUUAGCCUUGUUUUUGUAGUAAUUUAUUUUGGAGUUUAUUGUUUUUGUUUUUUCAACACUGGUCUGCCACAGUCAACUUUUCAACUAUUCAGUCUACGAGUACGAGUUGAACUUGAAGAAUGGCAUUAAUGUCUGGACACGAAGGGAAUAAAGAGAAACGCAAAAAUUCUGAGAAACGAAAAGAGAAGUCUCGUGAUGCAGCUCGCUCUCGUAGAAAUAAAGAAACAGAAAUCUUUUGUCAGCUUGCAAGCCAGCUGCCUGUUACUUUUUCUCAACUGGAUAAAGCUUCUCUCAUGCGUCUAACAAUCAGUUACUUGAAAAUCAGACAACUACUUAACCCUAUGACAGAAAUUCAGAAAAGUCUACUAUCCAGCCCUAGUAAGUGGGAUUCCGCUUUCCUGAAGGCAUUGGAAGGAUUCUUGCUAGUGUUAUCAGAAGAAGGAGAUUUUGUGUUUUUGUCAGAAAAUGUCCAUCAUUACCUAGGCCUUACUCAGAUUGACCUCCUGGGGAACAAUGUUUAUGACUUCAGCCACCCCUGUGAUCAUGAAGAAAUCAAACAAAUUUUGUCUUUUAAAAGCAAUGAGAAUUCAAAGCUUCCGAUUCCUCGGGCAUUUUUCUUUAGAAUGAAAUGCACUUUAACUAACAAGGGAAGAAAUGUCAAUGUCAGAUCUGCUUCUUAUAAGGUUAUCCACUGUUCUGGAUACAUAAUCAACAAUAGCCCUCUUGUGAAAGUUGAAAAAGAAUCCUCUGAGGAUGUCAUCCCUUCAACGAGUUUCUUCAUUGCGCUUGGUGAACCAAUUCCACAUCCUUCUAACAUUGAAGUUCCGCUUGAUAAACAGACCUUUCUGAGUCGACACUCUCUUGACAUGAAAUUUACAUAUGUAGAUGAAAGGAUUCAAGAAUUACUUGAGUAUAAACCAGAAGAGCUAUUGGGAAAGUCAGUGUAUCAAUACCACCAUGCUCUCGACACUCGAUUAGUGAAGAAGAAUUACAAAAUUUUAUUUUCAAAAGGACAGUGUGAAACCGGACCUUAUCGCUUCCUGGCUAAACAUGGAGGGUUUGUAUGGAUUCUAACACAAGGAACUGUCAUUUUUGAAGGCAAUUCAUCAAAGCCACAGUGUGUUGUGUGUGUCAACUAUGUUCUUAGUGGGAUAGAAAAUUCAGGUGAAGUGGUGUCAGAAGAACAAGUGAGCAAGCAGCAAGAAACUCUACCAGAAGCACCUCCUUUGAAAACCUCUACAGAUAAGCUUUUUUGUGUACGCACUGAAGAUAUGACAAAAGGCUUCCUAAUGUUUUCAGAUGAAAACACUGGUUUGACAGAGUGCCAGGAUGAGCCUGAAGACCUGACACAUCUGGCACCAAAAGUGGCAGAUUUAUGCAUUCCUCUUGAAUGCAGUCCUUACUCGUCAGAUAUAUUUGGUGAUGUCUUAAUUGUUGGAGACAACAAGUUUCUACCGGAAGAGAAUUUAGCAUCUGAAGAAUCCUCCUCUUUAAGUGGUCGUAGCAGUCCCCUUAACUGUGAUCCAUUUCUCAAAUGCAAGGAAGCUUCUUUGUGUUCUCCAUUUUCUACAGACAAUGAAAGUUCUUCUCUUAGCAAGGAUGAAAACUUAGUGGAAAGAGCUCCAUUUAUCCCCAUGUCUAAUGGAGAUGAUUGUCCACUUCUGAGUCCCCCUGAUACUGUAAUGUGGGGUCCUCAAGAAUACCCCCGUAGGAGGUCUUUGAGUCAUAGCCCUUCUCGUCCUGUUAUUGACUUGGAAGAAUCUUCAUCCUCCUCAGGGCUCUCCCCAACCUCUAGUAGAUCAUCCUUAUCUCCGGUGCUGCAGUCCUCCAACUUUAAACAGUAUUCUCGAAGUCGUAGAGAUAGGUCAACGUUACAAGUGGAUCGGAAACAUGCUAAUAUACGAGCUUUGACAAGUCGUAGCCUGUCACCAACUCUUACUGAUCACGGAGGAGGGACGAAACGUGUUGCAUUGACUGUUCACAAACGUAUGACUAACGGUGGUAAAGUUAUUGUGCUAGAAAAUAUGGCUAAACCUCGAGUAAUAGCCAACAAAAGCAAAAGUGCUUAUGUUAGCAGUAGUGGUGAGCAGUUGACUCUGUUAGAGCAUGUUUCUAAGCCUUGGGUGGUAGCCAGCAAAUGCAAAAGUCUAAGUUUUGGUGGAAAGGGAAAACAGUUGACUGUGCCCAAAGUUUGUGUUACUUUAGCUAAUGGGUUACCUGUUUCAGAAGAGCCCAAAGAGCAAAUUAUUGUACCAAAGGAUGUUUGCUUUAAAAGAACUGGUGAUACCGAUCAAACACCCGUGAUCAAUGAGAAGAAAAUGAGACUUGAAAAUGGACAAGAAAUAACAGGUGAAGGUCACAUUACUCAUGCUAGUGUACUUCUUAACUUGUUGGUGAAUGGAGAAGAUGCCAGCCAUGGAUAUAUGUGUGUUAAUACUAAAACUGAUAGCAAGUCCUCUCCACAUUCUCCUCAGAUGUCACAGUGUGGAGGUCAACCAUUUCUCCAUACUUCUCUUUCAGCACUUCUUGACCCAGAAGGCUCAGCCAUUCCAUCCUUGGCUGACAUUACCCAUCAUGAUGCAGAAGUUAAUGCUCCCAUUCAAUCAGCCAGUUUACUGCACGGAGAAGAACUGUUGCAUGCACUAGAUCAGACUGUGAAGGAUGUGGCUUCUCUGGUAUAGCCCACACUAUCCUGAGAAAGAUGAUAUUACACUUCUCUAUUCACCCGUUAAUAUCUGCUGCCCAAAAAAAUGCCUUUUUUUUGACGCUCAGUGUUGAUAUGUCAUCAGAUUUUUUGCUGUUCUUUAUAAGGGUUACUGAACUACUCUCUGCAUCUUUUGUAGGCUUUUAUUUUUUGUGUCAGUUGGCAGAACAUUUUUAGGAUAUUGAAAUGCAUUAAGCUAUAUUAUAAAGAUGAAUUUGUUUGCAAAAAAAACUUAUUAUAAGAAAUGUGAAAGAAUAUGCCUUAUUGUUGCAAAUUAGGAUCAACAAUAUUUUGAUUUUAGUUAGGCUAAAGAAACGAAAAUAUUUGGUUGAGCAUGUAUUUACUGAAAUAACUAAGAAAUUUUAGAUUUAAAUAUUAUAAGAAUACUCACUUGAAUUCAGUAAUUUUAAGGUCUGGAAUAUUUUUCUAGAAAAUGUUUUAAUAUUUCUUACCUUCAGUUUCUGUAAACCUUAUCAAUGUGCUAGAGUAAUCUUUAAAAUUUAAGAAAUCUGUGGAAAGUGAGUUGUAUAAUUUGAUAAGAUUCAUGCUGAUUUGGAACUAGUUUACAGCAACUAUAUAAUGAACUUUCUAAAUUUUGUUUUCAAUAUAUUUUUGCUCAAGAAUGUUAUCUUGACCAGUGAAAAAAAAAAGAACAUGGCCACGUAAAUUGUAUAUUUAAGUGGGACCAUUAAGCUAACGAAUAAUUAAUACAUCUAGAAGAUUAAUUAUAAAAAAAGAUAAUAUUAGAAUUCCAGCACACAAGUGAUUACAUACAAUAUUUGUUGCUUUACAAACUUUAUCCCUGACUUAACAGACAGAAUCAGUUAAGUAUCUCUAAACAUCUGCAGCUUCUGUUCAGGAAAUAAAUGUUUGGUGGUUUUAGGUUAUUUCAAAAAUUAGAAUUUGAAGACAAAGCGAUAUGUAAAGUUUAAUUGAUCACCAGAUAAAAAACACCUUUUUUUUUAAUGAAAUUUAGUCGUUAAAUUGUCCAUAGUAUCCAGGUUAACAAAGAUCUAUAGAUUGGGUGAACCGUACUUUCUUAGCUUUUAUUAAACGAGAGAAUAGUCUACAUUAUGAUAAAUCUAUCAGUUUCAAGUGUCCUGGACACCAAACACAGACUAUUAUACUAACAUGGUUUAGCGUGUUAUUUUGUAACUCCAUAACAUAGUUUGUUUUUGUUGUUUCUUUUCAGAAUGACAUAGUUUUGACAUAGCUUCCUUAGAUACGUUGUCUAUAAUGGUGAAGUAUGAUUUUAUAGUGUUGUGAUAAUUUUCAUAAUAUUUAUUUAGUUCUUGUCUAUUUUCUUGAUGGCCCUGUUACACAUAAUUCUCCCAUAUAUUCUGCUUAUAGUUUUCACAUAUCAUUCCUUUAUAGCUUUUGUUUCUGCUUGAUAACAUUAAUACUAGGUACAUGUUAAGUUUAUGGAAUAGUUGAUGAAGAGAAACAAAAUGAAAAAUUUUUUUUUCUUUAAUUACUAUACUGAAAAGUAGUAAUGUGUUUGUACAAAUAAAAUUUAAGGUUCAUUUCAGUAUUACAUGUAUAAGUCUUUUUGUAAAAAACAUCUUUAAAUCAUUUAUUAUUGUAUGAUAAAGAUCUUGGCUUUGAGACUUUGGUGGGGCACUUUUGUACAGUCUGAUAUUAAUGUUUCAUCACUUUCUGUCAAAAUACUGUACAUAUGAAAAGAUGAAAGAAAUACUGAAGAUUAAAUAAAUAAGAAUUAUUUUUUAAGAUUUUAUUUCACACUAUUUAGAAUAAUAGGAUCCACAAUGGGGUUGGUAUUUCAUUCUUUCGAUCAGCUAAAUUUCAACUUUAUCAGAUACAUCUGGAACAUUUCUCUGUACGUGUAUAGAAGAUGCAUGAAAAUUAAAACAUUUUAAUUAUUUUUUCAGACUUUUUUUUGCUAUAAAUUCAUCUUCACCUGUUACUUUUGGUUAUAAAUAACACUUCAUACCUUAAAAUAUAUCUUGAAUAAUAGUAGUAGCCCCCUACAUUCUUUAUAGUAAACUUUAUUUGAGCUGUUUAUAAAGUGAAUUAGAUAGUUAGUUGGAUUUUUAUUUAUUGUUUAUUGUUUUCAGAUAAUGAUGUAACAAAAAGUUGAAAAAACCAGAUUUUUUUAUAACUUGAUUCAGAAGCAGAGAAAUUGGCUUUUGAGUAGUUUAGAAGUUGAAUAUUUAUAAGAAAGAAGACAUUGGGUGAGACUUCUGGUUUAUAAGUUCCUCAGAAAGUUUAAGACGAUAGAUAUGGUAUGAUCUUCAUUAUGGAAAGGUUGUUCAUUGAACCUAGAGAAACAGUUUAUCCAAAGUUAGCCUUUUUUUUUUUUUACAGGUAUCAUUUUAAAAAAAUAAUAGAUAAAUUUUCCAUACUGUGUUGAUAAAGUGGAAUAAAAUACACAUUUUUUUGUUGUUGUUUUUUUAAAGAUAGAGCAAAAUCAAGUAAAGAAAGGUGAAAAACUUGUGUAUAUUUUUUCUUCUCAACAGCAAAGGCAUUUGUGGUUUUUCAUUCAAGGAAAGAAGCUAAAAUUUAUGACAAUUUCUUCUUACUGCACAAGAUUUAGUAUGCAGUUUGAAAGUUUUUACCUGGAGAAUGGCAACGAAGAAGUUUUCGUUUGGAGCUAGAAAAUAGUAAAACAGUUAAUAAUACAAUUUUAUAAUCUACCAUCAGGAAUGGUAAUAAUUGUUAAAGCAUUACCCCAGAUUAGCCAUGAGGAAGUAGUAUAGAAUAAUUAAUCUUUUAAGUACUUGUUUUUAGGAAGUUCUCAUUAAGAAGUGCUAGUUAUUUGGUCUGAGUAAAGUUAUAGUGAAGAAAUGAAAUCAUUGUGCUGAAAGUGUGGGCUUUCAGAAACUACAUUCUAAUUGUUACAGAAUGUUAAUUAUAGAUCACAGUUCUAUAUAAGAGGCUUCAGAUACAAGCUAAGCUUGUUUUUAAACUACUGAGCUCUUUUGAUAAAUGCAUCUUAUGCAAUUCUGUUACUGAUGCAAUGUUUUUCUUUUAAUGCUACUAAUAAGCUAUUGACCUAAACUUGUGUUUUAUGAACAUUUCAGGCUAACAAAUCUUGUGUUCUUAUUAGUUCUGAAACACAAUAUUUUACUAAUAUUAUAGAGAAAGACAUAUGUAUCCAUAUCAAGCUAAAAGUUUUUAUAAAUGAUUUUAAUGUCUCAAAUGAGAUCAUGUUAAAUGUAAAAAAAGGGGUGUGUUACGAAGAUAAGGGUGUUCCUAACCAGUUAUUUGUUAUGCGUGUAGGUUUUGUUGGCUUUCGUUGUUUUAGAUUUAUUUUUACAUUUGUGUCGCAUCACACAGUUAAGUUCAAAGGAAAAAACUUUAGAUGUUUUUCACAGAGGUUAAAUUUUUAAAGAGGUUCAUUAAUAAAGGAUGCUGCAGAUGGUCAUAUGUAUUUCACUGCCAAUUUAAUCUAUGUAAAACUCGUAAUGUUUGCAUCCAGUAAGUUUUGUUAUGUGAUGUGUUCAGAUCAUCCACAUUGAGGGUACUGUUAUCCUUUUUUUGGCUAACCUUAUCUUUGCCAGAUAGUGAAGUAAUGUAGUCCCAGUAUAUUUUAGUAUCAAAUAAACAUUUAACCAAAUAAAUUGGGUUUCACUCUUUUAAAACAUUACUUUUAUUAAUAGCAGAAGCUGAAAAAAUACACUGGUCAUAGAGCAUGGACAAUAUAUUUUUUUACAUCAUGAAUAUAGGUUAUAAAGAAUACUGAAAUAUGUAAAAAGCUGCCUAAUAGAAGUAACAUCAGCCACAAAAAGUAUAUAUAAAACGGACAUUAAAGAAAAACAACCUUGGAAAUUUAUGAACAUGUGUAUCUAAAUGAAAUAAAUAAUACUUGUUUAUAAAUAUGA
This is a messenger RNA of Limulus polyphemus (Atlantic horseshoe crab), 6692 nucleotides long. Its product is annotated as hypoxia-inducible factor 1-alpha-like. NCBI's taxonomy places the organism in Eukaryota, Metazoa, Arthropoda, Merostomata, Xiphosura, Limulidae. The coding region runs from base 266 to 2827 and encodes 853 amino acids. The record is from RefSeq and is a predicted model, not a curated record. The transcript has 14 exons. Gene Ontology annotation, biological process: cellular response to hypoxia; regulation of transcription by RNA polymerase II. Gene Ontology annotation, molecular function: DNA-binding transcription factor activity, RNA polymerase II-specific; RNA polymerase II transcription regulatory region sequence-specific DNA binding; protein dimerization activity.